This is a messenger RNA of Suillus subaureus, 378 nucleotides long. RefSeq lists its product as uncharacterized. The coding region runs from base 124 to 372 and encodes 82 amino acids. The transcript is spliced from 2 exons. NCBI's taxonomy places the organism in Eukaryota, Fungi, Basidiomycota, Agaricomycetes, Boletales, Suillaceae. The record is from RefSeq and is a predicted model, not a curated record.
GGGCGAGGGAGUGUGUUGCCCGUCGCCGGAAGGAGGGAACCGAUGCAGUUGUGGCGCGCUUGCAGUUUGUCGUGUUCUAUGAUUUCUUUACAAGUUCGGUGCCCUCCAUAGCUCGAUAAGUUCAUGAGAUUUAUUCAUCUUAUAUGCUGCGGACUCUGUCGUAUACACCAAGUCCGUGGACUGCACGUUGGCAGCACCUGUCAUCGUAGAACUUGGUAUCCGCAGGUUAACAAGAUCAUACUUGUAGCAGAACGCACCUGCCUUGAGCACUUCUUCUGUCUAGGACAGGAGGUGGCGUUGAUGCGUUUGGUGGGUGAUGCGAGGAGAAGAGAGAGAAUGUUUGCUUGCUGUGCCGUUGCAUCAAGUCCUUAACGUCAC